This is a messenger RNA of Amphiprion ocellaris (clown anemonefish), 4333 nucleotides long. RefSeq names its product growth hormone secretagogue receptor a (gene ghsra). Gene Ontology annotation, cellular component: plasma membrane. NCBI's taxonomy places the organism in Eukaryota, Metazoa, Chordata, Actinopteri, Pomacentridae. The record is from RefSeq and is a predicted model, not a curated record. Gene Ontology annotation, biological process: G protein-coupled receptor signaling pathway; hormone-mediated signaling pathway. Gene Ontology annotation, molecular function: growth hormone secretagogue receptor activity.
CUGGAGCAGCACCACUCCACCUGGCUAUGAUGUUUUGCGCACAGGGAGUCAGCAUGCACACACUGGAUGUUCAGCAUAACUAGAGGAGCAGAAGUGAGGUGCCAGGGUGGAUUUCUUUAGUCAGCCUCAACUACUUUUUAUUCCACUUUAAUCAUCUUAACUCCUAUUUUUAUGAUUAUGUUGACAAUGCAUCGUUCAUUCGUCGUUUUUGUGAGUUUUAUAAAACUGUCCCCCUUCCGCCGCACAGCAUUUGUUUUCACGGUGGUUGUUGUUUAUCCGUUCGUAUUUGGCUGAAUUUGACCUCCGGUGUCCUUCCCAGGACAGAUGUUCACUGCUGCUGCCGCAUCAUUACGACCCUGAGUCUGACUCACCGUCACAUGCUGCCCGAUGCAACUCGUCAAUCCAUCCACUCCUAUGGUUUGAACUGACGCGUAAAGGCAGGGACGUACUGCUGGUGAUGGGAACUCUCUGGGACGCGUUGGCGCAUGAAGAACGAGCUUCUGGUGGCUCACGGGAACAGAAAGGAUGCAGGAGAUAACCAGUCUUUAAGUUUUCGAUUUUUUUUUGGACAAUAUGUGUUUGUGUUGUUUUCUGAUGUGUUUGUUUUGAUUGGAAUACGGACAGCUAUAAUUUGGCAGGUGAUAUGUAGCUUACAAAUGUACAGCAUUUCAUUUGCUUUUUAACACUCUUCCUUUGGACACGUACUUAAGGGGUACUUCAAAGUGCGUGUUGCAGAUGAAGUGGAUGAUUUGGAUCGACCUCAAAUAGCCUCAUGUUUGUGUUAGAGUGUGAAGAGGACUAAAUGUUGGCUGGAGAUUCUCGGAUGUUUUCUGUCAGCUCCGAAUUUUAACUUGUUUCACCGUCAAAGAAAACAAUUACGCGCAAGAACAUCUGGUUUUACGCACGCCUGCCACGCGCAGCCACCCGAACCCGAGACAAAGAUGACGGCAGGAUAGUGCAGCAACAAGGGGAAUGAGGUGUCCCAGACCCGGGGUGACUUCAGCAGUCAGGGGCACGAGUGGCCCCGUGAAUAACCGCGGCUACAGCAUGCCAUCUUGGCCCAAUCACUCGGAGUGCCUCUCCCAUAACUGCAGCUGGGAGGAGACCCACAACGCCACUAUCCUGAACCCUACCCAGCCUCCUCUCAAUUACUAUUCAAUUCCUCUCCUCACGGCCAUCACCAUCGCCUGCACGCUGCUGUUCCUGGUAGGGGUGGUCGGGAACGUCAUGACCAUUUUGGUGGUCAGCAAGUACCGGGACAUGCGCACCACCACCAAUUUGUACCUGUGCAGCAUGGCGGUGUCAGACCUGCUCAUCUUCCUCUGUAUGCCACUGGACCUCUACCGCAUGUGGCGGUACCGGCCCUGGCGUUUUGGGGACGCGCUCUGCAAACUCUUUCAGUUCGUAUCAGAGUCGUGCACGUACUCCACCAUCCUCAGCAUCACCGCGCUGUCAGUGGAGCGCUAUCUGGCGAUCUGUUUCCCGCUGCGCGCAAAGGCGCUAGUGACCAAAAGGCGAGUACGCGCUUUAAUACUUCUUCUCUGGACAGUCUCCCUUUUGAGCGCCGGCCCUGUGUUUGUUAUGGUGGGAGUAGAACGGGACAGCAUGGGACCACCACCAAACUUCAGCUCGUGGAUGAACGAGACUGGCUGGUACUUGGAGACUGGUGACACCAGGGAGUGUAAGAUGACGCAUUACGCAGUGGAGUCGGGCCUGAUGGGAGCCAUGGUGUGGCUGAGCUCCGUUUUCUUCUUCAUGCCAGUCUUCUGUCUGACGGUUCUCUACAGCCUCAUAGGGCGCCGGCUGUGGCAGAGACACAGGGAGACAAACAUGAGCUCCCGUGUAGCUCACAGGGACAAAAGCAACAGACAGACCAUCAAGAUGCUGGUGGUGGUUGUUCUGGCCUUCGUCCUGUGCUGGUUACCGUUCCAUGUGGGUCGGUACCUGCAGUUCCGCUCCCUGGACGCUCCAUCCCCGCUGCUGUCGGUGUUGUCCGAGUACUGCAGCUUGGUGUCCGUGGUUCUCUUCUACCUGAGUGCCGCCAUCAACCCCAUCCUCUACAACACCAUGUCCUGGAAAUACCGGGGCGCAGCGGCGCGCCUCUUCGGCCUGACCGACAGCCAUCCGGCACGAGGACGCACAGCCAGCACCGUGAAGGGAGACGUUUCCAACGGCUGGACGGAGUCCACAGUCAGCUUCUAAACGCACGACUGUCAACAUGUCUGGAUGUAAUGAGUCAAGCUAUCAGUCAUAUGUUGAGAAUACUCACCUAAAAGCCAUUAUUUCUGUCAGGGCGAGUUCAUAACUGCUGAGAGCACCAGCCUUUACCUGACUGAAAACAAAAGUGAUGAGAAAAAUACGAUCCACAUAAGUUCAACAGGCAUAAAUAAAACUUCUUCUUAAUAUUGUUUUUUUUUAUCCUUACUAAUAUUAUAGCCUAGAAGUUCAUUUUCUGUUUAUUUCAGCAAGUGCCACAUAUCAUUCAUACAACACAAUCAGCAACAUUUGAGAAACAUGACUGGUGGAGUGCAAAAUACAUAUUGAUCCAAAAGUGAAUAUCAGGAGUGUGCAUGCCAGUGUACAUGCACAUAUAUAAAUGUCACAGACAUCUAUAAAUGCCUUAUAUUGUAUUCGUAUUCUGGAUGACAAAGAAAGCACUGUAGAAUUUGUGGCACUGCUCUGUACUCCUUCAGAGAGGGACAGAGGUGCAGUGUGUGUGUCUGUGUGGAAGAGACAUUUGUAUGUGUGUAGUAUGCUUUUGGGUGUGAUUCCUGUGACUAGCUGAGAGACUGUCUGAAGAUGUAUACUACGUUACGGUUGUCAGUUACGUUCAGUGCCCUGUUUCUUGGAAAUUCAAGUCCAUGUUGUGAUGAUGCUGCCAACAAGGGUCAGUGGACAGUCCCUGAAAUGAAGAAAACAUGCUUUUAUAUCCACGCUCUGCACAGCAGUGGUUUAUUUUCAGUGACUGGGAGACAGCAUUUCCAGAAUAUGUGCCUGUCACUUGAUUUUUGUGUUUAGAUAUCACUGAUAAACGAGCAACAAUGUUCAAUCUGCGUUCCUCUUGAUAUGUCAUUAGAAAUGUGCAUGAAGAUCACUAAAUUUUCAUGGGUCACUGUGUACAGAUGUGCAGAGCUUUUAUGAAGUGUCAGUCUGGUGGGUGGGACAAAGCUAGCUGAUGAAUGCUACCUUAUAAAUGAACAUGCCAGUGGCCAUAAACACUUGAGCUGUCUGAGUCUUGUGAGCUGUGCACCACUGAAACACUGUUGACUUUUUUUUUAGCACCAAAGCCAUCAGGUGUACUGAUGUUGAUUACAUUCAUUCAACAAACACUACAGGACCUUAUUUCUUAUUACAAUGUGCCAAAUCUGUGGAUCCAGUCAUACUCAUAUGUAGCAGCUUUUUGUUAAGUCAUUGUCAGAUUUGUCAAGAUUUUUUAUGCUUUGUGCAUUAGCUGUCCUAUUACUACACUUAUCUCUGGCACAAAUUGUUUAUUACUCCCAAAAAUGAACAGUCAGACCGAGUUCUGUACUAGUUAAAUAAAACACGCACAAUUUAAAUUGUAUAAUGUAAGUCUUAUUUGUCUUGUCUAUUAAUUUUCUACGCAUAGAAGUUAAAAGUUUUCAUGGGUGACAAGGCCAGGAUGACUUCGGCACAAGGCCAACAGGGUUAAAGCAAAGGUCUACGGUUGGAAAACAAGUAUGACAAGUGGGUAUGGGGCCCAAUUUGGAAUAUUUUGUCCCCUCUGUCCAUGAGCCCUAAUGGCUGGCCUGUUUAAAACAGCACAUAAAAGCAUGUGAACUGAAAUAGAAGCACUCUAAAUGUGCCCAAUCCUGACCAAAAUGUCACACCAAGAACACUUUUCAACACUAUCUUAUCUCCCUUAAGAGUGCAUUAAAUAAAGCAAAAGAUGGAAAUAUAAAGGUGAAUGAAUUUUGUAAAGUGUGUCAUGCGGCCUUCGGGUCAAAGAUGAUCAGUGAACUAUCCGUAAGUGACGUCAUUCUUAUGUUAUUUUGUAAAUAGCUGCUCUGUAAUGCUUUACACUUAGAUCAUUUCAACAGUCCAAAUCACCGCAGCAGCCUCCCAAAAAUCUUCACUGGAUUUAAAACACAGCCUCCUGGCUCUGAAGAAUGUAUCUCUGUCAACUGAAUGUUUCUGACUGUAAAUACUGAUAACCUUACAAAUUAUUUAUUAAUGUACAGGACGUAUACUGAUUAAAAGAGUAAAAACUGAUUCCUAUUUUCUUCUUUUGGAAAAUGUCUGUGAAUAUCUGCAGUUGGUUAAUGUAUCUGUCAAUGAUAAAGUCCUGUAAAGAUAAUAAAAAAGAAAAAACUCA